Molecule: messenger RNA, 1176 nt
Organism: Chenopodium quinoa (quinoa)
Lineage: Eukaryota; Viridiplantae; Streptophyta; Magnoliopsida; Caryophyllales; Amaranthaceae
Product: ubiquitin thioesterase OTU1-like
Exons: 9
Coding region: 289-915 (208 amino acids)
Biological process (GO): endoplasmic reticulum unfolded protein response; protein deubiquitination
Cellular component (GO): cytosol; nucleus
Molecular function (GO): cysteine-type deubiquitinase activity
Source: RefSeq, a predicted model, not a curated record
GUACAUUUGGAUAUGAAAAUUUAAGUAAAAGAAAAUAUUCUUUUCUUCCUUCGUCAACCUUUCCUCAAAUGGUAGGAAUAUAGUGGGACCCAAUCAGACAGCCUACAACUUAAAAAUGGCAGAUUUCUCAAAUUAAAAUUAGAAACCCAGAUAACUUUCUUCUAUACAAAUUACAAAACCUUUCCCAACAAAUCGGUGCAAAAUUUGAAGAGAGAAUUUCGUUUUUCCAGCUCUUAGUUUUCAGAACAAGAACAGAUUCCAAAAAGUGUGUAGUAUUGGUUCUGCAAUAUGGAAGGUAUUAUUGUUAGGCGUGUAAUCCCGUCUGAUAACAGCUGUCUGUUCAACGCUGUUGGAUAUGUCAUGGAUCAUGAUAGUAAAAAGGCUCCUGAAUUAAGACAGGUUAUAGCUGCUACUGUGUCUAGCGAUCCUGUGAAAUACUCUGAAGCUUUUCUUGGGAAAACUAAUGAAGAAUAUUGCGCAUGGAUUCUUGAUUCAGAGAAAUGGGGAGGGGCUAUAGAACUUUCAAUAUUAGCUGAUUACUAUGGACGCGAAAUAGCAGCUUAUGACAUUCAGACAACUCGAUGUGAUUUGUAUGGUCAGGAUCGUAACUUCAGUGAAAGGGCUAUGCUUCUUUAUGACGGGCUUCACUAUGACGCUUUGGCUAUGUCUCCCGCUGAAGGUGCUCCAGAGGAGUUCGAUCAAACAAUAUUUGCUGUAAGCAAUGACAGAACCAUAGGGCCUGUUGAGAGCCUUGCUCAGAAUUUUGUGAAGGAGCAGCAUAGGCUGAGAAAGUUUACUGACACUGCCAACUUCACAUUGCGUUGUGGAGUCUGCCAAAUCGGAGUUAAAGGACAGAAGGAGGCUGUGGAACAUGCACAAGCAACGGGUCAUGCCAACUUCCAAGAAUAUAAUUAGAUAAUACCUGGAAAAAACUACAGACUCAUUUUAGAAAGAUAUAUUCAUUACGCUGUUAAAUCAUUGAACAAUUUUUUCAAUAAAUCGACAAAGAGAUGUAACUUGGAAGCUCUUUGUUAUAGAAAUAUAGAAUAUCCCUGUUGUAGCAAAUUGAAGGGAUUGAUCAUAUGUUGUUAUUUUACUGUUACUUCAACUCGGUGAGACAUACAGUUGACAUUGGUGCUCAAACUUUACCGAUUACUCUUAAAAACUUGUCAUAUA